Molecule: messenger RNA, 3716 nt
Organism: Cynoglossus semilaevis (tongue sole)
Lineage: Eukaryota; Metazoa; Chordata; Actinopteri; Pleuronectiformes; Cynoglossidae
Gene: galnt18b
Product: UDP-N-acetyl-alpha-D-galactosamine:polypeptide N-acetylgalactosaminyltransferase 18b
Exons: 11
Coding region: 832-2661 (609 amino acids)
Biological process (GO): protein O-linked glycosylation
Cellular component (GO): Golgi apparatus
Molecular function (GO): polypeptide N-acetylgalactosaminyltransferase activity
Source: RefSeq, a predicted model, not a curated record
UCUGGAUGAUUUUCAUUUUUAAAUGUAUUUUUCUUAUUUUUUAAUUCAGUCCCUUGUGGUGUAUGCCUGCAUAUGUGAGUUUUAUUGCUAUUGUGUCAAAUGGUUGUUAGUCCAACAGCUAAAACAUUUCCUCUGGAUGGAGAAUGAAAGGGGUGGAACAGUUUGAGACGGGGCUCUGCCCCUGCAGCCAAGUAGGAAAGGACCGCCUCUGAGCAAGUGUAUCGUGUCUCGUCCAUCUGCUGCCAUCGUUUCCACUCAUCGGAAACAAUAACUCCCAUCUGUUCGUUUCAAACUCUGACAAUUCUUGUACCAUCGGUGUUUCCAGUCCAGAUUCCGUGUUUAUUGCGACGCUCAUUUACCAACACGUGGACACAAAGUGGUUUAAAUACUUUUAUUUAUUCAUUCAUUCCCUGUGUAUUUGUGUCGUGCGCUCAGCUCCACUCUGACGGUGAGCAGCAGCGCAGCAGGAGGCUGUCAGUCCUCCCCGUCCCUCCCAUUGGCUGCAGCAGGAUGCUCCGCGUUUGCAGCUCAUUUCUUGAACCGCGAAUGCAGCCGCUGGAGCAGACGCAGGUUCACAAAGGAUCCGAGGAGAGGCUGAGGAGAUCUUCACCUGUAGAUAUUUGAUCCACUGACUGCGCGUCUGCUGUAAACCACACCAGCGCUGCUCCAGUCUCGGCUCAGCUCCCCGGAAUAAAGCACAGUUCCUCAGUCGCUGGAAUUAACUUCCACAUUCCUCCCCUUCUCCUCUUCUUUGCGGGCGGCUCUCGCCCCCUGCUCGGGUGUUGGGGGAUAGCGCAGGCUCGCCGGCUGUGUGUGUGCAGGGAUGUCGGCAUGGCUUGCACUAGGAGAACCAAAACUUUGGUGUCCACAUGCGUGAUCCUGAGCGGCAUGACCAACAUCGUUUGCCUGCUCUACGUGGGAUGGGUUACAAACUACAUCGCCAACAUGUACAUCAACGUGCCCAUGCCUUUACCGGAGCGAAAGUUAGAGGCGGAGAAGAAAGGAGACACGCUCCGAAUCAUCGAGAGACUCGACCGGCUGGAGAGUGUGGUCAACCAACACAUACAAGAGGCUCCAGGCAGAGGAGAGGAUGGUCAGGAGGACACAUCGUUCUCUGACUCUUCACUCUUCACUCACUGGGGUCAGGAUCUGAGUCCAGACAACAGGAGAGUGGCGCUGAAGAUGUUCCAGUAUUAUGGCUAUAAUGGCUACCUCAGCGAUCGCCUCUCCUUACACAGACCAAUACCAGACCUGAGACCUGAUGGGUGCAGGAACAUCACUUAUCCUCUAAAUCUCCCUCAAGUCAGCAUUGUGUUCAUUUUCGUGAAUGAGGCUCUGUCCGUCAUCCUGAGAUCCAUUCACUCUGCAAUCAACAGAACGCCUUCCCAUCUCCUUAAAGAGAUAAUCCUGGUGGACGACAACAGCGAUAACAAUGAGCUGAAGGAGAAACUCCAGGAUUUCGUGUCUGAGACCAACAGCCAGCGUCCAGGAUUUAUUAAGGUGGUGCGGCAUUCCAAGCAGGAAGGACUUAUUCGGUCCAGAGUGAGCGGAUGGAGGGCUGCUACUGCCCCCGUGGUUGCCCUCUUUGAUGCCCAUGUUGAAUUCAAUGUAGGCUGGGCUGAACCCAUCCUGCAGAGGAUUCAGGAAGACAGGACCCGCAUUAUCUCCCCAUCGUUUGACAACAUCAAGUACGACACAUUCAUGAUUGAAGAGUAUCCGCUAUCUGCGCAGGGCUUUGACUGGGAGCUGUGGUGCCGCUACCUCAACCCCCCCAAAUCCUGGUGGAACCAGGGUAACAGGAGUGCACCGAUCCAGAGCCCCGCCCUGAUUGGCUGCUUCGUGGUGGAUAGACUGUACUUUGAGGAGAUUGGACUGCUGGAUGAGGGGAUGGAGGUGUAUGGAGGGGAAAACGUGGAGCUUGGAAUCAGGGUUUGGCAGUGCGGCGGCAGUGUGGAGGUUCAUCCAUGCGCACGCAUCGCCCACAUUGAGCGUGCUCAUAAACCCUACACUGAAGACCUGACGUCUCAUGUGCGAAGAAAUGCCCUGAGAGUCGCCGAAGUUUGGAUGGAUGAGUUUAAAAGUCAUGUCUACAUGGCCUGGAAUAUUCCCCAGGAGGAUUCAGGGAUUGAUAUCGGUGAUAUCUCUGAGAGGAAGGCUCUGCGGAAGAGACUGCAGUGUAAAACCUUUCGAUGGUACCUGGUCAACAUCUACCCUGAGAUGAGGAUGUACAGCGACACUGUUGCCUACGGAGUGCUGAAAAACUCUCUGAAGAACGACCUGUGUUUGGACCAGGGCCCUGACAAUGACAACGUACCCAUCCUGUAUCUGUGUCAUGGGAUGACACCUCAGAACGUGUACUACACCAGUGCCCAGCUGCUGCACAUCGGGCUCCUCAGUCCCACCAUUGACGAUGACGACAACAAGUGCCUGGUGGAUGUGAACAGCAGACCUCGCCUCAUCGAGUGCGGCUACGCUGCGGCCAAACGCAUGAAGCUCCACUGGCUCUUCACUCAGGGAGGAUCCAUUCAGAACAGAAAAUCAAGGAGAUGUCUGGAGCUUGUAGCGAGCGGUGACAAUGAGUUCGGCUACCAACUGGCUCUGCAGAAAUGCACUGGACAGAAAUGGUUCAUCACAAACAUGCUGUUUAGCAGCACAUCCUGAUUGACGGGUGCACCUGCAACACAGAAGGAACAGCACACACUGAAGUGGAUAUGUGUGUGUGUGUGCGUGUACACGGUGCGUGCGUGUGCGUGUGUUCGUGCGGAAGAAGACAGUGCAUGAUCGAGCAUGUUUAACGCUGCGUUGUCUUCUGGUGAGCAGUGGACAGCGCGCCGUAAAUUUUUACAAGCGUUUUAUUUUGGAUAAAGGAUCAGCCAUAGUUAGUGGAUAUUUUAUCAGACUUGACGAUGUAGUAUAUUCAGUAUAUUUUAUGGUUACUACAGUACAGUCAGAUUUUUGUUGACUUCACAGAUGUAAAAGGUUUCAGUACGCUUUGGUACUUUGUUCAUGUCUGCUACUGUGUAGCAACGUUUCUGAACCUGACCUUGGUGUAAGUAUUUUAUUUCAGUGUCUCAGGUUUGUAAGUUUAUAUGUACAGCCAUGGGAGAAGGCUCCGAUGAAAUCAUAAAUAACCUUUUUAAAUGUAUAUAUGUCAGACAUUUGUAAUAUAUAUAGACAGUAUAUAUGAAACAGUAAAAUAUUGCUUUCUGACAUAAAUGACGUAGUGAAGUGCCUCUUCCUUUGUUGAUCGGGCAAAUAUUGGCAAAUAACAAUGGAAGUGGAGUAGAGGAAUCUGAUGGCUCAUUUAAUACAUGGAAGAAAAAAAACUCCACCAUCAGCAUUAUUGUAAUAAUUGAAGCAAACAUAAACAUAUUUACGUACUUAUUGACUAUUUUACAGCUUAAUUUAAUGAUAUUUGUUAAAACAUCUUGAUACCAGCCUUGCUGAUACGAGGUGACAUCACUCGUGUCUCUACAGUAGUUGAGGUUUCCAUUAUUAUGCAGUUAACUGAAAGACAGUGUGUGUGUGAGGCAGUUAGUGUAUUCUGUGCAAUGGCAGGUCCUGUGCUCGUAUCGUUACAGAACAAAUCUGACUUCUUCCGUCUGACUUUAAAAUACCUCAGAGUUGACCUACUUAUAUAAACUACCCAUAAGGAGCAGUGUGAAAGAGAACUGGAGGAAAAUAAAAACACUGGCAGACCAGUGCACUGCUGAAUA